Exophiala oligosperma is the source of this 1164-nucleotide messenger RNA. RefSeq lists its product as uncharacterized. Bases 67 to 1053 code for a protein of 328 amino acids. The record is from RefSeq and is a predicted model, not a curated record. Lineage: Eukaryota; Fungi; Ascomycota; Eurotiomycetes; Chaetothyriales; Herpotrichiellaceae. The transcript has a single exon.
CAGGCUCGACCGAUUGGUCGUCCUCGGGCUCUAGAAUCUGAGGAGUGUUCCUACUCAUCUUCAGCGAUGGAAAGCCAAGACGAAAUCACGGUCGAGACCCCAGAACAGCCGCUCGAUGCCAGCUACGGGUCCUUCGCGCUCCCCGAUUGCAACUUCGAUGAGACAUGGGCAACAUUCUUUGCUGGCAGUGAUAUUGAUGCUCAACUCGUUGCUGAGAAUGAGUGUGUGACUUCACCUAUCGAGGUAUCGCUGUCACAGCAAGACGCUCCAAACACCUUCCUGAACGCGAGUAACCAACCUUUUCUUCAUCACGAUUUCAAGGCAAAUACAACGAUCCGACUCUCCCAAUUGAAUGAGAGCCUUGCAAGGCAGAUUUUACUACUGCAAUCUUUAUCUUGGAACCCAACUUCCGAUGUGCAUGCCUGUGUAGAGGUGGUAAAUGUAGCCGAAAAGAAUCCCAUGGUUCAGGCUUUACAAAGCGCAACAGAAUUUACAAAUGUCGUGGAAGACCUUAUCUCUAGCAUGAAACCCAAAACACCUACCACAGCGACGGAUGGCGCCUCUUCCGCAGAUAUGAUGGAGCCUAAGCAGGCAAGAUCUUCUGUCCUGGCAGCUCAGGGAUCUACCAGUUCUUCCAUCGACGCUCGCCAUGCUGCCGGCACUCCAGUUACUCUGCUGCUAAUUUCGAGCUACCUCCAAAUUGUUGAGCUCUUCAGCUGUAUGUUCGAUUUCGCCACUCGGGCUUUGAGAAGCUCACCAACUAUGACGAGUCUGUUGCAAUUCUCUCCAGACCUUCGCAUCUCCGGACUUCCUCCCAUGAAGGCCCAAUUAUACAUGAAGAUCAUGAUCCAGAUGGCUGAGCACUAUCUGCACCGUAUUCAAGGCCUUUUGUGUCUCCCACAAGAGAUGCUACUUUCUUCUAAAGCAAGCGCAGGACUGGGGCUAUUUGACACAGUGGAUUUGUUCAGCACACUCAACUUGGAUAUUCCAGAACAAAGCAGCCUCUCACUAAGAGAUAACCUAGAAACGCUGAAGAAGCUUCUUCCUGGCUAAGUACAUGUAUGAAACUAAAGCUGUCCGAUGACGCAAACAUUGUCAAUUUCAGUCCCUUUAUGAAGGAGAUAUCACAAAGAAUGUCUCGGGUGGUCACAACUCGAAUCCUCC